UUUUAGAAAUCUGACUUGGUAAAAUGGCGUCUUCACAAGGAAAACAUAUGCCCAAAGACACUCAAAUCAUUGUGUCGAUUAUGAAAGAUUUAGGUAUUGUUGAAUACGAACCACAAGUUUUAAAUCAUCUCUUGGAGUUUAACCACAGAUACACAACGCUACUGUUAGACGAUGCUAAGACAUUUUCAAACUUUGCGAAAAAGAAGAAUGUUGAUGCUGACGAUGUGAAAAUAGCAAUACAAUUGGCACAAGACGGAACAUUUCGUCGACCUCCACCACGCGAUAUGUUAAUGACAGCAAGUCGUGAAGUAAAAAAAAUCCUAUUUCCUCCAGUAAGGCCUGCCAGUGGACUGCGAGUUCCUCAGGAUCGUUCAACUUUCUUACAAACAAACUACAGGCUUAGGAAUGAUUUGUAUUCUGGAGGAAAUAUGCGUAAGGACACUAAAACAACAGUUGCAGAAAUGUUGGAAGCGUCUAGAAAAUUACAAACCGAAGAUAAUCCUUUCCAGCAGUGUAAUUAAAUUUAUCUAAUUAAUUUUAUUUAAGAGGAAAUUACACAGAUAUUUGUUGUCUCUGCCUUACAUGCAAAUGUUACGCUUAGCAGAUCACGUUUAGCUCCGUUAAUAAAAUUUAAAGGUCAGAUUAUUAUUUAGGGAACAUCCAUAGGGGUUUUAUGUUCUAUAAAUUUAUUAAAUUAUAAUAUAUAUAUUUUAUUAUAAUUUAAUUUUAAAGCGAGUUAUAAGUAUUUUAAAAUUGGAAAUUGUUUGUACAUGUUAAAAUACUCAUAAUUCAUUUUUUAUAAGACGUCAAUUCACUCUAAUGUAUAAAGUAACGGAGCUAAACAUGAUCUGCUAAGCGUGCAUUUCAUACCACAUAUAAAAAUGAUAUGAGAAAGGUAAUUUACAAUAUUGUUCAUGCAUUUAAUAAUAAUGUAUAUAAUAACAUUUGUAUUCCCUAACAUACUAUAUUAUCUUCUUUAACAAUUUAAAAUAGCAUCUUAA
Molecule: messenger RNA, 1001 nt
Organism: Metopolophium dirhodum (rose-grain aphid)
Lineage: Eukaryota; Metazoa; Arthropoda; Insecta; Hemiptera; Aphididae
Product: transcription initiation factor TFIID subunit 9-like
Exons: 4
Coding region: 24-521 (165 amino acids)
Biological process (GO): RNA polymerase II preinitiation complex assembly; DNA-templated transcription initiation
Cellular component (GO): transcription factor TFIID complex; SAGA complex
Molecular function (GO): protein heterodimerization activity; RNA polymerase II general transcription initiation factor activity; transcription coactivator activity
Source: RefSeq, a predicted model, not a curated record